AUGGACAUGAGUACAAAUCUUUUUGGGGAAAUCCAAUUGCCUGAGUAUCUGGUGCAUUAUUCUUCAAUGGGAGUAACACUAACAGUUGUUGGAGAUUCUUUGGGUGUGAUUUAUUCAAACCGUUGUACAGUUGUGGGUUCAAGCACUAACAAGAUAUGGGUUAUGAAGGAGUACAAGAAACCGACUUCAUGGACAUUGAUAUAUGAUGUGCAUUAUCUGGAUACGGAUUUAGGGAGACCUUUGAAAUUGAGACAUAAUGGGGAUUUGAUAACUGAAUCACGUAGAUGCAAUUUAACAAUCUAUAAUCGUGAGGCAGGGUGUUAUACUGUUGAUGGAUGUUGUAGCAAAGGUGUUGUUUUAUGGUCGAUUUCUAUUGAUAGAUAUGAGGAGAGCUUAGCAUUGUUAGAUGUUGAAAGUGGUGGUAACAAUGAAGAGUGA
This is a messenger RNA of Lactuca virosa, 438 nucleotides long. Lineage: Eukaryota; Viridiplantae; Streptophyta; Magnoliopsida; Asterales; Asteraceae. The record is from the annotation of a GenBank genome assembly.